CCUAGCCGUAAUUGCCAUUUCGAGGCCCAAAACUGCGAUGGGUGAACUUCGGCUCACGAAACACUGUUGCUUUUUGUCGCAGUUCUUUACAAGAUUGUGUCCUUGGAAUAUUCCUGCAUUGCAAAAUGCUGCUAUAUCGGCGAGGGGAGGGUUGGAGGUGAUGAAGCAGUGCUUUCCCCUCCGCUGCUUGACGGGCUCGAAAUGUGCCCGACAUUUCAGCUCCUCGUGCAGGCGGGCAGCCGCGUCCCCAGAUCCCCGUCGCCUUGACUUUCAAGCCAUUGAUGCAAAAUGGCAGCAAAGAUGGGCGAAACAGUCCCGCACGCAUCACCCAGGCUCGUCUCGGAUAUCAUACAUUCUUCCCAUGUUUGCAUAUCCGUCUGGAUCUUUGCACAUGGGCCACCUCCGCGUCUACACGAUUUCCGAUGUUAUAGCACGCUAUCGACGGAUGCGAAACGAUCGAGUCUUACACCCGACAGGCUGGGAUGCCUUUGGAUUGCCGGCUGAAAAUGCCGCAAUUCAGCGUGGUAUUGAUCCUGCUGUGUGGACCGUAGACAACAUUGCAAAGAUGAAGCAACAGCUCAAGGGCAUGAAUACAAGUUUUGACUGGGAUGCUGAAAUUUCUACUUGUUCGCCGUCGUUUUACAAGCACACUCAGAGCAUCUUCUUGAAGCUUUUCAACCGCGGCCUAGCAUAUCAAGCUGAGGCACUUGUGAACUAUGAUCCUGUCGACAAGACUGUUCUAGCAAACGAGCAAGUUGACAAUAACGGACGAUCCUGGAGAUCUGGAGCCAUGGUGCAGCAGAUCAACCUUCGCCAAUGGUUCUUCCGCAUCACCGACUACAAGGAGGCUCUUCUUAGGGAUCUCGAUUACCUGUCGGAAGGGGAAAAGUGGCCCGAACGAGUGCUCUCUCAGCAGCGUAAUUGGAUCGGGCGUUCGAUGGGUGCUCGCAUCCAGUUCACAAUUGAGGAUGAAAGUGGCAACUCAAGGCCCAUACAUGUCUUUACGACAAGGCCCGAUACUUUAUUUGGGGUAAAGUACCUCGCUUUGUCGACGAGCCAUCCUCUGGUGUUGCAAUUGGCUGCCAACUCUCCGGAACUGCAACGAUUCAUCGAUCGACGAGCCUCAUUCACGCCAGAUACCAAGGAAGGAUUUGAGCUGCCGCUCCGUGCAAUCAAUCCUCUUUCCCAGGCACUCGAUAUCGAAGCAGAGCCCCUACCAGUCUAUACUGCACCAUAUGUGCUCGAAGCUUACGGCGAAGGUGCGGUCAUGGGCGUUCCUGGGCAUGAUUCCAGGGACCUCGGCUUUUGGAAGCUCCAUAGACCCGGAGAUCCGAUUGAUUUGGUGGUAACACCCCAAGAAAGGCAAGCUGGAAACACUUCUGUCCUUCCUGAAGAUCUGCAAGAAGCAUACACCAGCCAUGGAAUCCUGACGUUGAUAUGCGGACCAUAUGCUGGCAUGAAAAGCACCGAAGCAGGCUCCAAAAUCGUUGAUGACCUAAGCAAGAGGAGCCUCGCCGAACCAUCCGAAACUUGGAGACUUCGCGACUGGCUUGUUAGUCGGCAGAGAUAUUGGGGGACACCCAUACCAAUCAUUCACUGCUCAGAUUGUGGCACUGUUCCAGUGCCGGAAGAAAAUCUCCCCGUGGUCCUGCCACGACUGGAUUCUUCCAUUAAAGGCCAAACAGGCAAUCCUCUCGACAAGAUGGACGACUGGGUCAAUUGCAAAUGUCCCAAAUGUGGUGGAGCUGCUAGGAGAGAAACAGACACCAUGGACACUUUCGUGGAUUCUUCUUGGUACUUCGCCCGUUUUCCAGACUCACAGAACGAGGUCGAACUCUUUUCUGCCGAUUCAGCAGCCACAAUGCUACCUGUGGACACCUAUGUGGGGGGAGUCGAACACGCCAUCCUGCACCUCCUCUAUGCUAGGUUCAUCUACAAGUUCCUAUGCAGUGAGGGGCUUGCACCUGGUGACAAGGGCCACCGCGAACCUUUCCAACGUCUUGUUGCACAAGGAAUGGUUCACGGAAAGACUUAUUCCGAUCCCGAUACAGGAAAGUUCCUCUUGCCCAUUGAGCUCAAUGUCGAUGGUGACACAGUUGUGGUCAAGUCAACCGGCAAGACUCCGAAUGUGACAUUUGAAAAGAUGUCCAAAAGCAAGCACAAUGGCGUCGAUCCGUCAGUGGCGAUUGAGAAGUUUGGUGCGGAUGCUUUACGAGCUCAUAUUCUCUUCGCAGCCCCUGUCAGUGAGGUGCUACAAUGGGACGAAGAGAAGAUUGUUGGUAUUCAGAGAUGGUUCGGCCGUGUCAGUCGCCUUGUGUCAGGGCUGGUUGAGCAGCAAUCUGUGGGCGGAGGGCGCGCGUCGACCAUGGCCCCCUAUAAGUUGGACUAUUUGACUGACCACGAUGCCAAUGCGCUACUUCUCACGCAAGCUACGAGCAAAAGUAUAUCUCACACCUUCGAAAACGACGUCUACAGCUUGAAUACCGCGAUCUCAGACCUAAUCAAGCUGACGAACGCAUUGCACGAUAUCGGUGUGAAGAGAUUGACGCUUAUUGUGGCACAACAAGCAGUCUCUGCACUGCUAAAGAUGAUGGCGCCUGUAACGCCAGCUUUCGCCGAAGAGUGUUGGGAAGACCUUACGGAAGACGGGGACUCGGGAAGUAUCUUCGAGACGGCCUGGACUGGUGACAUUCUCACUCCAGACCAGGAGACCGCCUUGCAAGGACGCCAAAAAUCCAUGAUAUGCGCCGUGCAGAUCAAUGGAAAACUCCGUUUCACGGCAUCAGUUCCUUCCUCGCAGUCACAAGGAGCUGUGAGGUCUGAUAAAGCAGCCCGAGAAGCAGAAGUCCUUCAGGCCGUGCUUGCAACCGAAGAUGGUCGGGUCUGGUUGACGGAAAGGAAUGACUGGCAAAAGAGGAAAAGGGUGGUGGUUGUAGGCGACGGAAAAGUGUUGAAUAUAGUCUUCUGAGGACUGAACAGCACAGGUCAUUGGGUUGACCUGCAUCUUUCCAAGCUCGAGCAACUGUAAUAUCUAGACUCAGUGUACAUGUGUAGAAAUACUUUAGGGAAUCGGUUUCGUAUUGAAAGCCCGAUAUGUGGAGGCGACCUCUGCACCAGGCUCCCAAUGGACACAAUUCACCUUG
Messenger RNA from Exophiala viscosa, 3143 nucleotides. RefSeq names its product leucyl-tRNA synthetase. Gene Ontology annotation, molecular function: aminoacyl-tRNA deacylase activity; ATP binding; leucine-tRNA ligase activity. The record is from RefSeq and is a predicted model, not a curated record. Gene Ontology annotation, cellular component: mitochondrion. The transcript has 2 exons. Lineage: Eukaryota; Fungi; Ascomycota; Eurotiomycetes; Chaetothyriales; Herpotrichiellaceae. Gene Ontology annotation, biological process: leucyl-tRNA aminoacylation; mitochondrial translation. Bases 38 to 2968 code for a protein of 976 amino acids.